CGUGAACAAUUGGUCCGACACUCGAAUCACUUCUCUUCGGCGCUCCUGUUUCUUUCUUGCCUACCUCCAUCCGACACUUCAUUCGUGAACACUCAACACGUAAAUACACAACGAACAGAUUCAGCCGCGAAGAUGAGCCAAUACUCUGCAUCCGUUCCAGCCGAUGGCACAGUGAAGCCUGAGAUCAGAAGCUUUUUCGAGAACUUCUACGCCAUUUCAGAUACUCCCGAUGGACAUGAGCGAUACGCAGAUCAAUUUACGAAUGAUGGCGUUCUUAUCAUGGCGUCGAACAAAGUGCAAGGAAGAGACAGCAUCAUUAAGAUGCGACAUGGCAUGUGGGAGAAGGUCGCCAAACGUUCACACAAGCCUGCUCAACUGUAUGCUUUCGGAUCGGGUUCAGACGAUAUUAUGCUCUAUGGAACUGUCGAUUACACGCUCAAGGACGGCCGAGGCACCACUGUCGAUUGGUCUGCACGAGCGCACUUUUCGCAGGUUGGUGGAGAGUUGAAAAUGGACUUCUAUCAGGUCUACUUGGACACUGCAGCAAUGGCAAACGCUAAGUAAAUGUAAUGGACGGGCGCUGUGAAGUAAAUGAACACUCAAGGCUCGUUGAUAAUGUGAUGACACCGAGCACCUCACGGACAAUGGAAACCAAGAAAGAGGGUCAAUGUUCAGU
Molecule: messenger RNA, 676 nt
Organism: Cercospora beticola
Lineage: Eukaryota; Fungi; Ascomycota; Dothideomycetes; Mycosphaerellales; Mycosphaerellaceae
Source: RefSeq, a predicted model, not a curated record